CCUACGCUCUCUCGGGUGAAGCAAUCCCAAUUACCCCGACCAUGUCUCCUUCAGAACGAGGCCCCGUCAGCGUUUUAUUCGUCUGCCUGGGCAACAUCUGCCGGUCUCCCAUGGCCGAAGGUGUCUUCCGCAAUCUCGCCGCAUCUCACCCCACCAUCGGUGAGAUCGACUCGGCCGGCACGGGUGCCUAUCAUACUGAUGAUCCUCCGGACUCUCGUACCAUGUCGACCCUGCGCCGCCAUGGUAUCACCAACUACAGCCACGCUGCCCGCAAGGUCAACCGGGAUGACUUCUUGAAAUUUGACUAUCUCCUUGCCAUGGACAAGUAUAACCUGCGGGAUCUGCUGGAUGAGAGAGAAUACGUGAUCUCGAUGCUGCGCAAGAAAGCCGAUGCCAAGUCUUCAGCGAAGAACACCCGCGCGGCGAAGGAUGCUGAGUUGGGCGCGCGUGGCGAGGAUGCCAAGGUGGCGGAGGUGCGCUUGUUCGGCGACUUUGGCAAGGCCGGCAAGCUGCAUGACCGUGUAGGUGGUGGUGAGGUGGUCAAGGAUCCGUACUACGGCGGUGCCAAUGGGUUCGAGGAGGUCUACCACCAGGUUGUCCGAUUCUCCCAGGGCUUCUUGGAUUACGUGGAGAACGAGUAA
Penicillium cinerascens is the source of this 641-nucleotide messenger RNA. It is a transcript of the gene ltpA, whose product is annotated as tyrosine protein phosphatase LTP1. The transcript has 2 exons. The coding region runs from base 42 to 641 and encodes 199 amino acids. Gene Ontology annotation, molecular function: protein tyrosine phosphatase activity. Gene Ontology annotation, biological process: protein dephosphorylation. The record is from RefSeq and is a predicted model, not a curated record. NCBI's taxonomy places the organism in Eukaryota, Fungi, Ascomycota, Eurotiomycetes, Eurotiales, Aspergillaceae.